This is a messenger RNA of Megalobrama amblycephala (Wuchang bream), 6739 nucleotides long. RefSeq names its product SH2 domain containing 3Ca (gene sh2d3ca). Gene Ontology annotation, biological process: small GTPase-mediated signal transduction; positive regulation of peptidyl-serine phosphorylation. The coding region runs from base 1770 to 4037 and encodes 755 amino acids. The record is from RefSeq and is a predicted model, not a curated record. The transcript has 12 exons. NCBI's taxonomy places the organism in Eukaryota, Metazoa, Chordata, Actinopteri, Cypriniformes, Xenocyprididae. Gene Ontology annotation, molecular function: guanyl-nucleotide exchange factor activity; phosphotyrosine residue binding.
AAAAUGCUGAUGUGAUCCUUACAGCCAGACAGAUGGCUGUCUGGGCUUAGAUGGUGGAUGUGUCCUGCAGGUGUUUCCAAUACUUCUCCUGGAGGGCCACUAUCCUGCAGAGUUUAAAUACUAAUUAAGCACAGCUAAUCAAGUUCUGUAGUAUACGUCCAGGCAAUUGUGUUGCAGCAGGUUGAAACCAAACUCUGCAGGACAUUGUCCCACCAGGAACAGGAUUGGACGUGGAAUAGUUGAUUUAAUGGAAUAGUUUACUCAAUGAUAAUUUACUCACCCUAGUAUAAUUCUGAACUCACAUGACUUACUUUCUUCCAUGGAACACAAAAGGAGAAGUUUUGAAGAAUGUCUAGACUGCUCUUUUACAUUGAAAGUGAAUGGGGACGGAUGCUAUUGAGCUCCAAGUAUAAAAAGAAACACCAUGUUGUCCAUUCAAUUUGUAUACUGUAUUCCACGUCUUCUGACUGAAGCCAUAUGAUUUCAUAUGACAAACAGGCUGAAAUUUUAGUCACUUUUCACUGAAAUUCUUCCUCCUCCACUGUAGUUCUCUAAUCUCAUUUGCACAUAUUCAAACUUGAUGUGGCAUGUUUGGUUACAAGACAUGCAAGAUCCAUUGCUGUUUGAUAUAAAACCUGCCAUGUCUUAAAGUUUGAAUAUGCAGAAGUACAAAUAAUAAUAUUUGAGAGCUAUUACAGAGGGAAUGGUUAUCUGUGAAUAACUAAUUAACUUUCAGCCUGUUCCUGUUUCAGCAUGAGCAAAUGACAGACUUUCCUUUUUUUGGAUGAACCAUUCCUUUAAGGAUGCUGCUGUCAAAGCUUUGAGUUGGUUGCCAUAGCAAGGCGUCCAUUUUGAUGUUACAAUAUUCCCCAGGGAGCAAACGCCCCACCCUAGACCGCUGUGCCAGAGUCAGACUCAUUUUAUCUUGAGUAAGUAUGUGUGCGUGCGUGGGUAGUAUCCAAUAGGGAAUAUUCAAGGACUGAGGCUCAUUAGCAGGUUUUUACUACGUUCCUAGAAAACAUCAUUUCCAAGCACAACUCAGAUUCUAAAUAGCUCCUGCAUGCCCAGACUUACAACAUCCACUCCUGUUAAAAAAAAAAAAAAACUCAAAAACACAAACAGUCAUGUGUGCCUGGAUUUAACUGUUUUCUCUGCUUGUGCAACUCAGUGGGUGUGGGAGUGUGUAUGUGCAUGAGGGUGAGUGUCUAUAGACUGACUGCCCCCCUCCUGCUUUUCUUUUGCAGUCUUUCAAACCCGGAAUAAAAGGGAAAAUUCCUUUGAGUAGGUGCUGAAUGCGUGCGCCACAUACCUCUCUCUCUCUCUGUCUCUCUCCCCCCAGCAUUGUUUGGAGCCCUGGAGGAGGGGGUGGGUGGGGUCUCAGUGCCUGCAAGCAUCUCUCUCUUUCUACAUCCCUCUCUCUCCCCCUCCGUCCCUCCCCCCAUCCACUGCUUUCAUCCAAGAGCGAUGAGGUAAUCCCUGCCAGCGCUGUGAAGCAUAGCAAGCGCUAGAGUGAGAGUAAGAGGCAGUGGAACUGAGUGGGAGAGAUACAUUGAAAGUCAGAGAGGGAGAGAGAGAGAUCGAGACAUUGAGAAGGGAGAGAGAGGAAGCCGGUGCAGAUCUGGGAUGACGCUGGCUCCAGUGAAACAGCGAUAGCACUGAUCAGUUGCGGCAGUGGCUUGAGCGCGGGUGAACGCUAGGAGAUAGGGCAUGACCCGGGGCUUCUAGUGGACUCCAGGGGUGGAAGAGCCGAAGAGAGGAGGACCGGAGCCAUGACGGAGAGAUGCAGCCUGUGGAGUGCCCUGUCAGCCGCUGCCUGCUGCUUCUACAGGGGCUCCUUCAUGCAGGUGCAGAUGGCAGCCAUACAGACUGCUUCAAGACUACAAACUUCACAGUCAAGAGUCAUUACACCUAAAUUUGACUGCAAAGCACAAGAGGGAGAAGAAGUGCAGAGAAAAGACAGAACGAGAGAGAAACAGGAGAGAAGGGGGGAGGAUACAAAGAUUGAGUUCUCCAAGGAGAAGUACCUGCUGGAGUCACCCCCGGAGAAACUCAGGAAGGAGCUUGAGGAGGAACUUAAACUUAGUAGCAGUGACAUGAGGAGCCAUGGCUGGUACCAUGGACAUAUUCCACGAGAGGCUUCAGAAACUUUGGUUCUACGUAGCGGCGACUUCCUCGUACGGGACUCCCUGUCGACCGUGGGUGACUAUGUCCUCACGUGUCGCUGGCAGCAGGAAGUGAUUCACUGUCGGAUCAGUAAAGUCCUGGUCAAAAGCGGACAAAGCAAAAUCCAGUACAUGCUGGAGCAUGAGAGCUUCGACUCUGUCCCCACACUGGUCAGGCACCAUGCUGGCACGGGUCGACCCGUGUGCCCACGCACUGGAGCCCAACUGCUGUGUCCAGUCAACCGAACGCUGCCGCUGAGAUACCUGGAAGCGACGUUUGCUUUAGCUGGUGGGAGACCAGGAUCUGCACAUUCACCAUCAGCCCAGAGGGGGGCGCACAUCAAGAGACGUAGUGUUACUAUGACAGAUGGACUUACAACAGAGAAAAUCAUUCCUCACAGUGCCGCCCAGUCUACAGAGCCAGAUGAGCCUCAGACAGUCGAGCCAGUGGUGAAACCAGCGGAGGGCAGCAGCUGCCCCUCUACGGUGCACCAUAAGGAUGCCAUGAGGAACUGCGCCAUGAGCAUGGAUCAGAUCCAAGAGUACCGCUGCCCACUGUCCCCUGUGGGGGAAGCGCCUCUAUCCCCUGCCUACAGCUCCAUUUCCCGACACAGACAUGGCUCAGGUGGGCGUGUCCUCGCCGUGAUCCCGCCUUCUCCAGUCAUGCGGCGCUCUAGCGAUCCCCAUCUCUCACCAUCCUCCUCCAAUAACAACCUUCCCUGUUCGGACACGCCCCUUAGCACUCACUCCACGCCUGCCCACGGUUACCCAUCCGAGAGUUCAGAGCAAGGUGGCAGCUACUGUGAGCUGAGACCCGGACAAGCCCCCAUUCCUCCCUGCAAGAGCUACGUAGAGAGGCUGAGGGUGGAGGAGGGCCAAAGCCCAGGCUCUGGAGCUCAAGAUGGGGUGGAGGGCUUCAUGCUCCCCCUGGUGGAGACCAGCUCCUCCUUCAAGCCUGGGAAAUACCAGUCGACUCUUCUGCCAGCUGAGAACAAACCUCUGGAGAUGAGUGUGUUGAAGAGGGUGAAGGAGCUGCUGGCGGAGGUGGAUCCCAAAACAGCCGCCAAGCACAUCACCAAGGCCGACUGCAUGGUUGCUAGGAUACUGGGCGUUACCAAGGAGAUGCAGAGGAUGAUGGGAGUGAGCUCGGGGCUGGAGUUGCUGACUCUUCCGCAUGGACACCAGCUGAGGCUGGAUCUGCUGGAGAGGUUUUACACCAUGUCUAUAAUGAUGGCGGUCGACUUGUUGGGUUGUACAGGCAGCACAGAGGAGAGAGCCGCCCUCCUGCAUAAAACCAUCCAGCUGGCUGCUGAACUCAAGAGCAACAUGGGCAACAUGUACGGAUUCGCUGCUGUCAUGAGAGCCCUGGAGCUGCCGCAGAUCUCAAGGCUGGAGCAGACGUGGAUAACACUGAGACAGAGACACACAGAAGGGGCCAUCCUCUAUGAGAAGAAACUCAAGCCAUUCCUGAAGGCUAUGAAUGAUGGGAAAGAGACCUGUGUCCUCUCCAACACCUCUUUCCCUCAUGUGGUGCCGGUGUUGUCCCUGCUGGAGCGCGGUGUGGCGGCAGGGGAAGCGCUGGAGUCGUGGGAGAGUGUGGAGUCUGGUGUGGACGUGGUCAUGAGUCACCUGGAGGCGGCGCGCACCAUCGCUCACCACGGAGGACUGUACCGCACCAACACUGAGAGCAAACUACAGGAUUUCCAGGAGAGGAAGGAGGUGCUGGAAAUCUUCUGUACAGAGUUUCAGAUGAGGCUUUUAUGGGGCAGUCGUGGCUCUGAAGGAAGCCAGGCCGAGCGCUAUGAGAAGUUUGACAAGGUCCUCACCGCUCUAUCCCACAAGCUAGAACCUCCUGUACGACACAGUGAAUUAUAGCACCCCAACACCCACAAAAUGGUAUGAUCCCUGACCUAUCUGUCACUCCUACUCCUGGAUCGGACCAUUAUGCUUUUUGAGGGGAAGCUUUACAGGCAGAAAUGGAGAACAUGACAAUGAGGGACUCAUGCAAAACAAGGCACAAAAGGGGACAGGCUCUAUGCGAGCAUGAUAGCGCCCCCUAAAGAACACAGACGUGAACUACAGCAAUGGAAUGAAAAAAUCUAAAGCCAAAAUCUCUUCUUCAGUGGUGGGACUUCAGCGGUGACCAAGGGCACUUCCUUUUCAAAAAGAGAGAAUGUGAUGAAGUUGACUUUAACCCAAAUGGGUCUGAAUCCUGUUUUAUGUGAAUCCAUGAUUUUGUUCUCAUCAGCUUGUAUGUCAACAAAGAGCAAAGAUGUCUUGCAGAGGUGACGCGUCUCCAUACCGGAGAUGAGACUGCAUCGACGUUACAUAGUCACGAUUUAUUGCUGGAAUAGACUGAACACACACUCACUUGUCACGUGUCUGAAUGUAAGUUGCCAAAUCAUGAAUUCAAACAGAUAUCUGCUGGAUAAAGAGUCUUAUUUUUAUGCUUUUUUUUUUUUUUUUUUGGCUUCACUUUUUUUCGGUACUGUCAUGGCUUUAUCGAUCGAAAUGGAGUUGACAGUUACUGUGAGGAAUUGGUCUUCAUUUUUAAUGAGUGUCUAACAGAUGCUCCCAUUCGCACUCUCUCCAGGUUUGACAGCAUUGCUCCUCACAACGCUUUGGUGUCUGUAUGUGUUAGAGAAGAAGUGUAAGAUAGAAGACAUACUGUUUUCUUUCCUCUACUUCUGUCAUUCUUUGGUUUUUAUUUUUGUCUAAAGGGGUCAUAUCAAAUUGUCCUUUAAAUUUGGAAUAAUAAAGUUCAUUCUGUAACUUUUAUAACUUAACUCAAAAAAGAGCAUUUAUGAAACUAAAAAGCAAAAUUGGAUUCUGAAUUCCGAAGUUCAUUAGCAUAUAACCGCCCACUUUACGCACAUCAACAUUACAUAUUGGGUGUGUAAUAACACUUUACUUCUAAACAUCAGAAGAAAUAAUAAGGGUAAAACUAUGAAAGGGGUAAAAUCCACCACAUAUUGUACUGUUUUUGGUUGUGUGUAGCAUCUACAGCUCUGCAGAUCCUUCAGAAGGAUCCCAAUGUUGGAACAAGUUAAUUUUCAGUGUAAAUUGUUCUAUGAAACUGUUACAUGUGGCAGCGUAAACUAUAUUAGCAAACCCACAGCUCAUGUGUUUCUCAUUUCAAAUAUGAAAGACAUUUGCAGCACAAAAACAGCCUGUUUAAUUAUCAAUCAAAAAGAGAGUGAAAAUACUCAUGAAAAACUAAAUUAUGAAUGGUUGGAGUUCAUCAGAAAUGCACUUCUGGAAAAAUUAAAAUAGCAAAAAUCAUGAUAUGACCCCUUUAAUAUCUUUCAUGACAGACCAUGCUAAUCAAUAUGGCCAUAGCAAUGAGUUUUUAGCUUUUAGAUGCAUAAUGUAUAUUCUCAAUGAGACUGGAUCACAAUGAAUGUCAGUUUGUAGUAAAUUAUUUAAGAGACCCAUAUAACCAAUCCUUACAGAUCAAGUCCAUGUCCGGAUCAUCCAUCCAUUACAAGUUAGAAAAUACAUACAUUCAAGUAUUCAAAAUAAUGUUAUGGCAAUAAUUUAAAUCACAACCUGCUAUAUGGAGGCUCAUUGUGUUGAAAUGCUAAUGCAUAUUGCUCAUAUUUAGGAUUUGGAGUUUCACUAAAACUCCCUAUUUUGACGCACCCGUUUGUCCAACAGAUAUGAAUUAUACCUCAUAUUGUGCUAUUUAUUGAGAAGAGGUGAGCUAUUACUUUUCUAAGUGAUCAUAAUAUGCUUUCCACUUCAGCAUAUAAUAAAAGAGCUAAAAUCCCAUAGACUUCAAUGAGUGAUGCGAGGGAGUGGAAGCAACCACCUAAAACACCCUAGCAACUGCAUAGCAACACCAUGACAUCCCGCUGGCGACUUUUGUACGAGCAAAUACCACCAUUUUCAUCAAGUUUCUGCAGGAAAAAAAAGUUUGACAGAAUUCAGCUAAUAAUAGCAACACAUUCAUUAACCCUUAUUAGUCCAAUACUGUUUUCAUAUUCUUGUAGAUUUAGACAAACAAAACCCAAAGUCACAUACAUAUACCUCUGUCGGCAGUGUAAAUGUUCUACCCUUAUUUGUGGGUACCAUAAAGAGAAAAGUUCUAUGUAUCUGGUUCUAACGCGAUCUAUUGUGUAUCAUAUACAGGCUGCUAUACUUCACACCCAGUCUAUCAAUGCAUACUUCCAGGGAAUUUUCUGAAGGUGUUUUUUCAGGUAUCUUAAUAAAUGCACAUCUUUAAGUAGAUGAUGCUGUCUGUCACAGAUAGGAUAAAAAGUGGAUCGUAUGCAAUUUCACUUUUAGCCAGAAGAGGGCUCUGUUUAGUAAGCUAAAAACAGUAAAUGGACGUAAGUUUUGAACCUUUUGAAAUUUUUUUAAUAAGGCCUGCUGGUCUAGGACUGUAACUUGUGUUUGGUUUCUCUACUGUAAAGGUAAACGUGUAACUAUUUCGUUUUGUAAAUAGUUACCCCUAAACGGUCGAUGAUAGACGAGAUGGACGAGGUCACGUGAUUGCAUCCUUUUAUUAUGUGCUGUACAUACUGGUAUGUCAUGUUUUGCACUCUUUUUUCAAAAAAUAAAAUACAGUAAGCUUG